Molecule: messenger RNA, 2085 nt
Organism: Panicum virgatum (switchgrass)
Lineage: Eukaryota; Viridiplantae; Streptophyta; Magnoliopsida; Poales; Poaceae
Product: protein FAR1-RELATED SEQUENCE 5-like
Exons: 6
Coding region: 1-2085 (694 amino acids)
Biological process (GO): regulation of DNA-templated transcription
Molecular function (GO): zinc ion binding
Source: RefSeq, a predicted model, not a curated record
AUGGAUUUGAACAAGCCUCCCCCAGAAUUUGAUUAUGAUUUCUUAGAUGGAGUUGAAUCAAAUCCUUCCUAUUGCACACAAGCAACCCCAGCUAUUUCAAGUUUACAGGUCCAAACACAUCAAACAGACCAGGAUGUUGGGGGCACUCUGAUUGCUGAUGGUGAACACCAAGAUGCUCAUGGUUUUGCUGUCAAUACUGAAGAAGCUAUUGGUGAUGGUGUUCUUGAGGAAAUUGUAGAAGGAGUUGUGGAAGAGGAGGCAAGGGAGUUCUACAACUCAUAUGCAAAAAGAAUUGGCUUUUCUACCCGUACAAGCACUACACGCCUUUCGAGCUUGUCAAGGGAGCAAAACAAGGUUCAAUUUGUAUGUAACAAAGAAGGACUUGGGAGGAAGGUCAUAGAAGAUCAAGUGACUGCUGUUUCUGAUGAUAGCAAUUAUGAUGAAGAAGACUCGGAAGAUGGUAAUGAUGGUUCAGUUAAGAAAAAAAAGUUUGACGGCGGCAAGAAGAGAAAGAUGGAGAAGAUGCAGUAUACAGACUGCAAGGCAAGGAUAGUUGUCAAGUUAAUUGCUAAUAGGUGGCAUGUAAUAUACUUUGCACCAGACCACAACCAUGAUCUUGUUGUGAAGCCGUCACUGAAAAAAUUCCUAAGGUCUCACAAAGGGAUACCUAAAGAGGAAAAGGAAUCCAUUGCAUUGCUGCACGGGUGCAACUUGAGCACUGGUCGGAUAAUGCAAUUGAUGAAUGAGUUUUAUGGUUCUGCGCAGCUAGUUCCAUAUGAGGGGAAAGAUGUUGGCAACUUCCGCUCCACUAUUAGAAGAAUAGAAAAGUACAAGGAUGUGCAGAAAAUAUUAGACUACUUUAGAGAGCUGGAACAAGAAGAUCCAGAAUUCUUCUACAAAAUUAAGCUUGAUGCUGACCACAGGGUGGAGUGCCUAUUUUGGGUUGAUAGUGCUGCAAGGCAUGCCUAUAUUGAAUCUUACAGUGAUUUGGUGUCUUUUGAUGCUACCUACGUGACUAACAUGUAUGAUAUGUCAUUUGCUCCAUUUAUUGGUAUCAAUAAGCAUGGGCAUUCAUUCAUGUUGGGUUGUGCCUUCAUAAGGGAUGAGAAAACUCCUAGCUACAUCUGGUUGUUUGAGACAUUCCUAGAGACAAUGAAAGUCAACUCAAAGAAGCGAGGGGUCAAUGCUGUUCUAAAAAAGUAUGUGAAUCCCAACAUGUCUGUUCUGCAUUUUGUUAAACAAUAUCAAAAGAUCCAGGAUAAGUGCCUUGUUGCUCAGGAUGGUCAAGACUUUAGGACAGAUGACAAGAAAACUGCAGAGUAUGAUGUGAAAUCUGAAGGUCAAUUCCAGUAUUGGUUAGUGCCAAACAACAAUUUUGUUUAUGGGUAUGGCAAAAGGAACUACCUUGUGACAGCACUUGAGGAAGAGGAAAAUUACUGCUGCGAGUGCAGCAAAGUUGAUAGAGAUGGAAUGUUGUGUUGCCAUAUAUUGAAAGUGAUGACAAGAUUGGGUGUGAAGGCUAUUCCUCAGCGGUACAUAUUGAAAAGAUGGACACAAGAAGCAGUCCCUGACAAUGAGGGUGAUGCGCCUAAUGCCCAUGUGCAAGCAGAUUUCAUAGCGCGUGUUGAGGGCUGUGUAUCAAAGGAGGUGUAUACUAUUAUGGACAAUCACAUAAAACAGAUUCGAAUUGAGGUUGAUGAAGUUAAGAAAAGGAAGAAGAAAAACACGCAGAGGGGGCGCAAAUGCCAAGCAUCUAAACCUGAACCUGAAGCACUUAAUAGUGUGCCUGCUGGUCCUGGUGCAUCUGAAAAUGCAAGUUUAUUGGCUCCCAUCCCAACUGAUAACAGUAGUAGUGCCCCUGAGGACAAUCCUGCUGAAUUGGCUGGUCCAGUUGCAAUACCAGAAAGUGUGAGUAACCCCCCGAGGUCAAAAGUGAAAGGGCGCAAGAAGGAGAAAAGACUGAAGAAGGGGAUGCAUGUAGAAUCGAAGAGGCAGAACAAGUGCGGGAUCUGCAGGUUGACUGGUCACAAUGCUGCAAAGUGUAGCAGUAAAAAGGAAAUAGAGGAUGGAAAGUUAGGGGCCUAG